CUGCAGACCCCUAUAACUACAGCCCAGGGCUGUGGGGAAGAGGCCAAUGUCUCCAUCAGCAUGGGGACAAGGUGCUUUGGGGGGGAGCCCCCCUGCCCCAAAGCACCCCACCAUGUUGAGGGAAUGUGGCCUGGUAUGGUUCAGGGGGGCUCACCCCCCCCCCCCCUUUCCUGACCUGCCAGGCUGCAUGCUCGGAUAAGGGUCUGGUAUGAAUUUUGGGGGGACCCCACGCCAUUUUUAAAAAAUUUUGGCAUGGGAAUUCCCCUCAAAAUCCAUACCAGACCCAAAGGGCUUGGUAUGGAUGGAGGGGG
Molecule: messenger RNA, 311 nt
Organism: Staurois parvus
Lineage: Eukaryota; Metazoa; Chordata; Amphibia; Anura; Ranidae
Source: the annotation of a GenBank genome assembly